AUGGAAGACAAGACAAGACUAACUUCCCCCAGACACGAUGAUAUAACGUACCAAUCGAUAGCUCGUGCCUUCAACCUCCCGCUCGUUCUGCACGAACAGGCCUUCGAACGCAUGCGCCGUCUCUCCAAGCCCCAACAGGCCGGCCCUAACUUCAAUUGGGACACGCCCUCGGACGCCCUGACGGCACGAUUGCGCAUGGUCCAGCUGCCCACGGACAAAACCAUUCCUCUCGAAGACCAGGCUCUCUUCAUCGACGAGGAACUCUGGGUCCCCGUAACCGUGGUCAAUGGGAACGUGUACAUUCUUCCCGGCGUACCAUCUUUAUUCAAACGGUUGCUGGAAGGCCUCAAACCGAUACUGCUGCCUCGCCUGGUUGAUCCGGAGGGGAAAGGAAUGCAUAGGAUACUCAUAUCUACCCCGCUGGUGGAAAGUUCGGUAGCGGCAUAUCUGACUGAUCUUGCGGCGCGGGUCGAACCAAAGGGCGUCAAGGUAGGCAGUUACCCGCGCUGGGGCAAGCGAAGGAAUACCGUUACCCUGGUGGGUGCGGACAGAGAGUACCUGGAAAGCCUUGUGCCGGAGGUCGAGAAGAAUGUUGAGGGUAGGAGGGUACAGAGGGAGGACGAGGAUGAUCCUGAGGACGUAGAGGAGGAGACGACCGGUGGCGCAUCUACAAGAUCACUUAUUGGCUUGCUAAGAGAGGGAGAGAGAGAGAAAAUGGUGCAGGCAUUCAGCUAUUUUAUAUGUAAAAGGGAAAGAGAAACAAAGAAAGCAGCCUGGCAGGAUAUCAAAACACGAAGUAAGACACAAAAUGAGCAGCAAAGGAAAAGAAAAGCAAAGAAAAGAAAAGAAAAGAGAGCAAGAUGGUAUGAAGAUGAGAGAGACAGAGCUGCCUGCGCAUUCUCGUAUAUCACCGUGGUAGAGCAGGUUAGAUAA
Messenger RNA from Trichophyton benhamiae CBS 112371, 933 nucleotides. RefSeq lists its product as uncharacterized. Bases 1 to 933 code for a protein of 310 amino acids. The transcript has 4 exons. The record is from RefSeq and is a predicted model, not a curated record. NCBI's taxonomy places the organism in Eukaryota, Fungi, Ascomycota, Eurotiomycetes, Onygenales, Arthrodermataceae.